Medicago truncatula (barrel medic) is the source of this 2437-nucleotide messenger RNA. RefSeq names its product L-aspartate oxidase, chloroplastic. Gene Ontology annotation, molecular function: L-aspartate oxidase activity. The record is from RefSeq and is a predicted model, not a curated record. The transcript has 8 exons. Gene Ontology annotation, biological process: NAD+ biosynthetic process. The coding region runs from base 5 to 2113 and encodes 702 amino acids. Lineage: Eukaryota; Viridiplantae; Streptophyta; Magnoliopsida; Fabales; Fabaceae.
UUUCAUGGUAAUGGUACGAGCACAUAUUCUAAGUAGGGCCCAGGCAUACUUUACGUUAAGAUUCAUGUUCUGUGAAACAACGCCAAGUAACUACUUCUUUUUCUCCCACUUUUUUGUAGUGUUCAUGCGUCUUCUUCACUCUUCAUACAACAAUCAUAAUAACAGAGACAUAGCAAUGGCAACUUGUAUACCUGCUGGAAGGGGCACAUUGCAUUACAAAGUGACAGACUAUAAGGGACAAAGCUGUAAAAAAACUGCAUGUGUUUCUGACGUGUCUAUCAAAAGAUAUUUACAAAAAGAUCUUUCAUGGUCUAAAAGGGUAUCCAAGGUACUGCAGAUACACAAAUGUGAGCUUUCUAGGUCUCCACUUCGUAAGAAUCGGAAACUCUUCAUUUCCUCAUGUAAAAAAGAUGGUCCUACAAAAUACUUCGACUUUGCCGUCAUUGGGAGUGGAAUUGCUGGCCUUCGAUAUGCGCUCGAAGUUGCAAAAUACGGAACCGUUGCAGUGAUAACAAAGGCUGAACCUCAUGAAUGUAAUACAAAUUAUGCUCAAGGUGGUGUAAGUGCUGUGCUUAGCCCUUUAGAUUCCGUGGAGAGUCACAUGAAGGACACCAUUGUAGCUGGUGCUUAUCUUUGUGAUGAAGAGAGUGUCCGGGUUGUUUGUACUGAAGGACCUGACCGAGUCAGAGAACUGAUUGCUAUGGGCACAUCGUUUGAUCAUGGGGAAGAUGGUAACUUGCAUCUAGCGAGGGAGGGAGGUCAUUCACAUAACAGAAUCGUUCAUGCUGCUGAUAUGACAGGAAAAGAGAUUGAGCGCGCUCUUUUGAAGGCAGUUAUCAACAAUCCUCAUAUUUUUGUGUUUGAACACCAUUUUGCUAUAGAUCUUCUCACUUGUCAGGAUGGAUCUGAUAUAACCUGUCUUGGUGUUGACACACUUAAUACUGAAACUCUAGAGGUGGUAAGAUUUCUUUCGAAGGCGACUUUACUAGCGUCAGGGGGUGCUGGACAUAUUUAUCCUAAAACUACGAAUCCGUUGGUUGCUACCGGAGAUGGGAUUGCAAUGGCAUACCGAGCUCAAGCUGUGAUUUCCAACAUGGAGUUUGUGCAGUUCCACCCGACUGCCUUAGCUGAUGAAGGGCUUCCUGUUAAACCAACCGAGCCUAGGGAUAAUGCAUUUCUGAUAUCUGAAGCUGUAAGGGGUGAUGGUGGCAUCCUUUAUAAUUUAGCCAUGGAAAGGUUUAUGCCUUUGUAUGAUAAAAGAGGAGAGCUUGCUCCUAGGGAUGUAGUCGCAAGAAGUAUAGAUGACCAACUUAAAAAGCGCAACGAAAAGUAUGUGCUCCUUGACAUUAGCCACAAGCCAAAGAAUGAAAUUCUCUCACAUUUUCCCAACAUUGCUUCAACGUGCCUUCAGUAUGGUUUGGACAUAACACGUCAUCCAAUCCCCGUUGUUCCAGCUGCUCAUUACAUGUGUGGAGGAGUUCAUGCCGGGCUCCAAGGAGAGACAAAUGUGAAAGGUCUGUAUGUAGCGGGUGAGGUAGCAUGUACCGGUCUACAUGGAGCAAAUAGACUAGCUAGCAACUCAUUGCUCGAGGCACUCGUUUUUGCGGAAAGAGCAGUUCAGCCGUCAGUUGAUCAAAUGAAGAGCUCUAGCCUCGACCUGAAUGCAUCAAAUUUGUGGCCAAGACCUACGGUGCCGUUUUCACUUGGAAGUAAUGCCAAUGACAAAAUUUUAUCCGCGACCGAAGAAUUGAGGAAAGAACUGCAAUCUAUCAUGUUUAACUACGUCGGAAUUGUGAGGUCAACAAUGUGGCUAGAGACAGCCGAGAGAAAAAUCGGCAAUCUUGAGGCGAAAUGGGAGGAGUAUUUGUUUAGGCAUGGAUGGAAACCAACAAUGGUGGUGCCUGAGAUUUGUGAAAUGAGAAACCUCUUUUGUUGUGCUAAGUUGGUUGUUAGUAGUGCGCUUUCGAGGCACGAGAGCCGCGGUUUACAUUACACCAUUGAUUUUCCAAACCUCGAAGAAAGUGAGAGACUUCCAACAAUUAUUUUUCCAAGUUCACCUUUAAUCAGUACAUGGAGUUCUAGACAAUUACAGAAGCAGCCUAUGUAUCAAUAAGGCAUCAAUUUCUGCAAAUAAUAUAUAUGAAAUUCAGCAAAAUAAAUACCAAAAGGGAAGGGAAUAGUCAUUGGCUCGAAUUAUGUAUUCGGAUUGUCUUUCCUCUCCCUUAUAGUUAACUGAUUAUUUUGUCGAUGAGGUGUCAACUUUGUGGUAAGAGUUCGACCUUGUAACCUCGAGACAUAUAGUUCUAAUAUAGCAAUAUAUAUAUAUAUAGGUAAUUUGGGUUAGUAUCCCUUUCUAACAGCUGUAUGAUGUAUCAGUUUCAGAUUGUGAUCAAAUCUCAAGUUAUAAAUUUAUAUAUAUUGGUACUUAUGUCAUCAA